CGUGAAACCCGACCUUCGCAAUAGCGUUCAGUUCACGUUCUGAUAAUUGACUCCACCGGACCUCGCAAGAAAAGUGAAAAUACGAGCAAUUGACUCUCUGAUCCUUCUGCGCAGCGACUAUAUCAACGGAUCCGCGAUCCCUGGUUAGACCGCACGUUCUUACCCCACCAUGAACUCGACCAGCCUUGCUGCUUCUACGGGAUUGAAAGAAACUCUUCCAGUCUCACAGGUCUCCUUUGUGUCUACCGCCUCGUCUAGCACAAACGCAACUACGGCGUCCCGUUUGUUGUCAUCGUCCAGCAGUCUCUCAACCUCUAAUGGUGCAGAUACUACUUUGACAUCCCCCACGUCAUCCAUCAGCAAUUCAAGUCAGCCGCGGCAUUACGAAAAGACUGAAUCUACCAGUAAAGCAGAUACUGAGCUAGUACCUACACUAGACACAGGGUUUAGCUACAGAGAAACACAAAUACCUAUCAGUGCGACAACAGGGACUGAAGAUAGUAGCAGUAACGACAGUACAGUCACAACACCUAUAAGCUUAGAUGCGCCAGUAUUGGUGCAAGGAUAUAAACGAACCGCGAGUGGUACCGUCAAAGGCAGUAUUGCCAACAACCCCAACAGUGCGCUUACUGAAAAAGCACGUGGUCACAGGCGUGGCACCAGCAACAUGAGUAUUGACUCAACUUCAACAACCCGAGGAAGCGAGCUUGCCGCGCAACUAAAAGCAAGACUAUCUUAUGCUAUGGUCAAAGUACAGCACGGCUGGGAGCACCAUACCCUGGACGAGCUCGAAGAACAAGCUUCACAAAUCAGUUCUCCUGUAGCCCCCCGUAAUAGAGAACAAUUCCGACAUUCAGACUCGCCGCAAUAUUUAUCCCGUAACCGGAGGUUAAGUGCUUACUCCGAUCAUGCUGAUAGACCUAAGUACUCACCUGGUCACGAGAUCUGGUCUCGAGGCAUCUCUCGUUCGAUGGAUACAACUCCAUCAAGCUUUACAUACAAGGACUCACAUUCAAAUGCGUCGGUUCAUCGGGCUUUUCUGGCACUGAAUACUACUGGAGGCACUCAAACAUCACAUGAAACUCAGGAAAAUGGUCUCGCUCCGGCUGCGCCCAUAAUCUCAUCCCGUCGGAACAGACGCGCACAUACCACAAACACUCCACCACCAUUUUUGUCCACAGUCGAAGAAGGUAAAACACACAAUGGUGUACCUAGGACCCCUCGACAAGGCAUACUCCGCAUGCCCAGCCAGCAAGACGAGAAAGAUGCGGUCGAUACCCUUCUCUUCAUGAGCAGUCCCAAUAAUUCUGCAUACUUCGCAAACCAGGCGCAUAGCCCAUAUAAGGCUGAACUUAGAUCCAAGAGGGUCGCAUUUGACGCUGGCGAUCGCACAAACGGGCUUUGCAACCCCCAUUACCCAAUGCAAGCAUAGGAGUUUUGGGCAAUCUUGUCUCAGAGAUUUUGCAUCAUUGUAGCUUGCAUAUGCGGCGUCUGGUGUUGAGAGAUACCCGUCUGCACUCUAGGGUGUACGACGUAUGAGCAAUGUUCUGCAUUUUUGAGAACUGCCAUAUGUACGUAACUAUCUAUGAAUGACAUGUUCUUCUUCAUGUGUGCCGCGGGUAGUGCUUGUCUAGCUGCGCAAUUUUCGGGAUAACUCACAGGCGAAGAUCCUCGUUAGCGUGUAGCACGUAUUAUUCUUACAUCUUUUCAUCGGUCAAAUCUGUUUUCCAUGGUCGAAAUGUCACACUUUGUAAUGACACAAAGUUGGAACAUUUUUAGUCGCCAUUGCUUUGUCCAUAGCUCGAGGAAUCUCGUUCAAACUGAUUCCUUAUGUAAGUUUUGGUUGAUCAUGAGAGAAAUGAGUUGAUAAGUUGUACCUAUCGCAGAGGGAACAUUCAUUCCUGGGCUAUAG
Pseudovirgaria hyperparasitica is the source of this 1912-nucleotide messenger RNA. RefSeq lists its product as uncharacterized. The transcript has 4 exons. Gene Ontology annotation, cellular component: SBF transcription complex; cytoplasm. Lineage: Eukaryota; Fungi; Ascomycota; Dothideomycetes; Acrospermales; Acrospermaceae. Bases 170 to 1432 code for a protein of 420 amino acids. The record is from RefSeq and is a predicted model, not a curated record. Gene Ontology annotation, molecular function: transcription coregulator activity.